UCUCGGAUUCAACGAACUGUCUGGUCCAUCCCCCUUCCACUCCGACCUACCUCUCCUUCACCUCCGACAAGAGCAGACCAACGAAGAUUCUGUCUGCAAUCAACUAGCACCUUUUUGGUGUUCUCUUUUUCUUUCGCAACCCCCUCGACUCCCGUUCUAAGCCUGUCAGUCACUCUCAUACCUCGGGGCCCGUUCUCAAAUCCUUUCUUGUCCUGUUUUCCAAACACCGUCACCCUCUCCAAAUACAGCCCGUUGUCGAAGCUCUUUGACUCAUUGAUUCCAACAAUAACGACCGUCCACUAAACAAUUUUCCUUACACAGCUACGAUGGCCGACUAUUUAUCUCCUUUGACGGACAAUUCCGUCGCCGCCGCCGUGCAGGAUGCAUACAACCUCUUCUCGGAUCGGAGGGCCGCGCUCGGCCUGUCCAACCCAGGAACAUUGGAUAACAUCGCUAGGGAGGUGCAGAAGGAUGUUCUGCUGUCCAACUUCAUGUUCUCGGGUCUCCGGGCAGACUUGACCAAGGUCUUUGGCAUGUCUCCGCUGUUCCGCGUGUCGCACGCCUUCUCCAUGGGCUCGUCCGGGAACUUGCCUCCGUAUGCAUUCUCGGCCAUGUAUGGAAGCCCGAAGGUCUUCAUGCAAGGUAACUUCGGAAGCGAUGGUGCUCUCGCCGCUGUUGGCAACUAUCGUUGGACUCCCAAGUUGGUCACCAAGACCAACACCCAGAUCAUGGCCGGCGCGAGCCAGGGUCUGAUGCAGAUCGACAACGACUACACUGGUGACGAUUUUUCGGCAUCGAUCAAGGCCUUCAACCCGUCUUGCCUGGAAGGUGGCCUGACUGGUAUCUUCGUGGGAAGCUACCUUCAGUCCAUCACCCCCAGCUUGGCUCUUGGUUUCGAGGCUAUCUGGCAGCGUCAGGGUAUGAACACUCGUCCGGAGACUGCUCUUUCCUACAGUGCGCGUUACAAGACUAGCGAUUGGAUCGCCAGUGCUCAGCUGCAGGCCCAGGGUGUCCUCUCUGCCUCCUACUGGCGAAAGCUCGGUGAACGCGUCGAGGCUGGUGUCGAUAUGAACCUCCAGUUUGCUCCCAACGCUGCCGCUGUCAUGAUGGGUGGACCUAGCAAGGAUGGCACUACUUCCAUCGGUGCCAAGUACGACUUCCGUGCUUCUACCUUCCGUGCCCAGGUCGACAGCGCCGGAAAGGUCAGCUGUCUCCUUGAGAAGCGGAUAGCGAUGCCCUUGGCUCUCACUUUUGCGGGCGAGAUUGAUCAGGCCAAGCAAACGGCGAAGCUCGGUCUCGCUGUCUCGCUUGAGAUCGCCGGUGAAGAAUUGAUGGAACAGCAGGACAAGCUCGAAGCCCAGGGCAACAUGAUCCCUCCUCCGUUCUAAUUUUCCCACAUAACAUAACUGCGGUCAAUUAGGCUCACCUGGCUCUUGGGGGUGGGAGGGAUCCGUCUCGACUCUUCUGCCCACCCAUCAGCUUAUACCUUUUUCGUCAUAUUGUUUUAUUAGUUCUUCAACUCCUCCGGUGUAUGUUUGGAAGAUGGUGUAUCAUCGUGGUUUACUCGGAUGCGGCUUGCUGGCCCGGAGACGCAGUCGUUUUGGCGCCACGGAGCCACCCUUUUGUAUAGAUCCAUCUUCGGCAUGCUCACACUACCAUUCCCGCCUCUCUAUCCUUUUUCAUGUUAUUGCUUCGUCUGUUACCGUUCUCCUGUCUCUCUAUCCUUCCUGUUUUCCUCCCAUCUCCUUUGAUGACUAUAUUGGCUGAACAACGGGGUCGCUGAGCAUGCAUGGAACUUUUUGCGGGAAUAUGGUAUUUGGUCAUUAUUUUUCUUAAUUUGUUCAUGCAUCAUAGAUGGGCAAUGUAAAACAGUUGUUUUGGUCUUUU
Molecule: messenger RNA, 1887 nt
Organism: Aspergillus campestris IBT 28561
Lineage: Eukaryota; Fungi; Ascomycota; Eurotiomycetes; Eurotiales; Aspergillaceae
Gene: tom40
Product: TOM complex pore protein TOM40
Exons: 3
Coding region: 327-1388 (353 amino acids)
Biological process (GO): protein import into mitochondrial matrix
Cellular component (GO): mitochondrial outer membrane translocase complex; mitochondrial outer membrane
Molecular function (GO): transmembrane protein transporter activity
Source: RefSeq, a predicted model, not a curated record